Arachis ipaensis is the source of this 1637-nucleotide messenger RNA. The record is from RefSeq and is a predicted model, not a curated record. Lineage: Eukaryota; Viridiplantae; Streptophyta; Magnoliopsida; Fabales; Fabaceae.
UAUGUUCGAAACUAGUUGGUGGUCAAGGUCAAGGUCCCCUUCGUUCAGAGCUCGUUGGUGGCAUUUUUUCCCCUUCGUUCAGACACUACAAGAAAAGCGCUCCUUAGCAGCGCCCAAAUUCCAGCGUCUCCCCAAACCGCUGCAGGUUGAUGGAGGAGCUGCGGUUUUUGUAGCGGAUUCUCUGUCCGUCAAAGUCUGGACUCCAUAGCUGCGGUCUUCUGCCCCAAACGCAGCAAAUCACAUGAAGAUCAGAUCUGACAAAACAACAAAGAAUUAUUGGAGGAAGCCAGAUCCAAUUUCCCUCGUUUACGCGCGAACCCAAAAGGGAAAAAAGGCGCCAAUUGCCAGGUCCAAGACCCACUCCCGCGGUAAACAUUCCUUCUGUCAGCUGCAGCCGCCAUAUCGUUUCGGGUCGCAGAUCUGCUGAAGCUGCUGCAUAUCUCCUGCGCGCAAAAGGAGGGUGGGUAGGCACGUCGGUUGUUGUUCGUUCCUCCGCCGUGCACGUCCCGGUGUCCUCGCGAGGCUUUUCGACCGCCCCGGUGUCGUCAUCCUCAACCUUCCCCCUGUACACUGUUGUGCGCCGCUCAACCGCACCCUCUCCUCCCUUUCAGGAUAAAAUUAAAACCCUUGAAGCAGGUUCUCCGACGAGCGGAUAUCUCGGGGAUUUGAAAUAAAUUAUCUAGGGUGCAUCCUUGUACCUUCAACUGUCACAGUAUAUAGCUGCCGGAGUUAACUGUUGAUUGGCAAGAAUCUGGAUGGUUAUUAUGCUCACUUGUUUCAUGAUGGGGCUUAUCAGGGAAAUUGGAAGAGAGAGACUUCUUUCUUUGCGGCACUAGCAUCUGGUUUUCCAAGGCAAUGGUUCAGGCAUCUCCAUUCUCCUCGCUGGAGCACGCAACAUCAUAUGCAAGGGACUUAUGGUUCAACAGGUCACCUAUUCAAUCAUGGCUGGAUGUGUUCUCUGCACACCUGCACAUAGAUGAGGCUGCUAAGUUUGCGCCUGGGCCCAUUAUGUUGGAGCUGGAGCAAUUCGGAAGAAAGUACCGCAGGAAAUUUGGCUUUGUGUUCAUAACUAGUACAAACAAGAAGCUGUCGCACCAAAUACUGGAUGAGGUGAAGGCACGCUACGAGAAUCCUCUUUCUGUUGAAAUUGGUAUUACGUCUCGGGAGGAAUUCAUCCUUAUAGAGAGAAAGCUUGCACGACUUUGGGACCGUUUAAUUCAAGAGAAUGUUCGAGAGACUCCAGAAGAAUCAGGGGAGGUAGUUCAAGACUCGAUGGAGGAGGACGACGUUGUGAACAACGAUAGUUCCGAGGAGGUUGUAUCUACUGUUAACAAAGCUCCGAAAAUUACUUUUGACCUCAAUAAAAUACCAGAAGAGAAUUGCUUCGUUUGAGAGAUGUUGUAUAGACUUGUUAGUUUGUUCUUGUUAGAUACAGCUAAGUUUUUUCAGUAUAUGAGUUGACCUGGUUAUUGACAACAUUGGCGUGUAAUUGGUAUACUCUGACUUAACAAAUUUGUGUUUUUAGUUGGUGUGAGCCUGGUGAGGUAGCAAGGAACAUGUUCUAGUUUAAAAUUACGUAUAAAUAUAUAUCCCAUUUAGUUUUUGGUGACUUGAAAUUAUUUUGAGACAACAUUCAA